Penicillium mononematosum is the source of this 1233-nucleotide messenger RNA. RefSeq names its product aminotransferase class I/II-fold pyridoxal phosphate-dependent enzyme. Lineage: Eukaryota; Fungi; Ascomycota; Eurotiomycetes; Eurotiales; Aspergillaceae. Gene Ontology annotation, molecular function: pyridoxal phosphate binding. The record is from RefSeq and is a predicted model, not a curated record. The transcript has 4 exons. Bases 1 to 1233 code for a protein of 410 amino acids. Gene Ontology annotation, biological process: biosynthetic process.
AUGGAUGGCAAGAAAAUCCUCGCCCAGAAGCUUCAGUCCGCAUUGGAUGAGCGUGAUCGCGAUAACAGAUUGAUCAGCCCUCCCGACCCAUCUACCAUUGCCCAAAUGGUAGACUUCGGGUCAAAUGAUACCCUCUCACUGGCAACGUCGGGGGCAUUGACUAGAUCUUUUGAGGAUCAACUCCGGAAAAAUCCAGAUUACAUUGUCGGAAGUACCUCGACACGCAUAUUCGAAGGCACCACACAAUAUCUGAAAGAGCUUGAAGUUUAUAUGGCUCAGUUCCACAAUGCAGAGUCAGCUUUGUUCUUCAACUCUGGAUAUGAUGCAAACGUCGCACUUUGGUCAACAAUCCCACAGAAUGGUGACUUCGUCUUGUACGAUCAGUAUGUGCAUGCAAGCAUACAUGAUGGAAUGAGACGUGGACGAGCCCAGACCAUCAUGUUUGCGCAUAACGACUGUGCUUCCUUCCGUUAUUGUCUGGAAAGCCUUCGUGACCAAAAUCCUCGCAUUGCAGAUGGCAGCAAUCCCCGAUCCAUGAACUCCUUUGAUGUUGCCAAGACCACCCUUGCCAGGGGAAAUUUUAUUUUCUCGGUCGAUGAGGCACAUUCAAACGGUCUUCUUGGACCGAAUGGCUCCGGAUUUGUUUCCCAUCAUGGACUCGAGAAGGAAAUAGGCCUUCGUGUGCAUACUUUUGGCAAAGCUUUAGGGUCAAAUGGAGCCGUGGUACUGGCUGAACCGACUAUCAAAUUCAAUCUCAUCAACUAUGCGCGGAGUGUCAUCUUUUCCACAGCUCCUUCCUUCGUUGCGUUAGCUGCUGUCAAAGCCGGUUACGAAAUUUUAGCCAGUGAAGAUGGAGAAAGGCGCCGGCGGACUCUACAAGAAAAUAUCCGGUACUUUCACAAGACCUUCCUCAGUCAUCCUAAAUGGGCGGCUAUCAAAAAGGCAAAAAUCAUUCAAAUCCCGAAUGAGAAGAGCUGGAAAUCUGAAAUACUCCAAUCGCCUAUCAUUCCCUUAGUAACUCCGCCUAAUCAGUCGACUGAGCUGGCCGGACAUAUGCACCGGGCUAAGUUCUGGGCCAACCCGGUAAGGUAUCCCAUUGUUCCGAAAGGGAUGGAUCGAGUGCGAAUCUCGAUACACGCGGAUAAUACCACAGAGCAGAUUCAAGAUGUGAUCGAAGUCAUUAUGGAAUGGGCAGCGUACCGAGCUGAACAAGCUAGGAAAGCCAGAUUGUAG